This is a messenger RNA of Oryctolagus cuniculus (rabbit), 2509 nucleotides long. The record is from RefSeq and is a predicted model, not a curated record. NCBI's taxonomy places the organism in Eukaryota, Metazoa, Chordata, Mammalia, Lagomorpha, Leporidae.
UGCUGCGGGGGCCUGGAUUUUUGUCCGCCUUACCCAGAGAGCACUCUUUUGUGAUCUGUGUAACUAGGACCCAUCUAACCAGCCUUUGCGCUCGUUGGUGUUGCUUGUGCUUUUUCUUGGUUGUUUGUUUCUGGGUCUGUUUGGUUUUUGCUUUUUCCCGUUUUGUUUAGUUUGUUGUUUUCCUCCUCGUUGUUGUUUUGCCCAUUUGGCCUUUUUUUGCAGUUUUCUUUAUUUGUGCUUCCCCCACUCUAGUCAGCUAGCCCGCUCAGAAGUAUCAGCGUUAGAGAAUUUAGUGACUUUACCUCUUUGUUGUUUCUGCUUUAUUGAGGUAGGCUUGCGGCUUCGCCUCUAGAGUAGUGAGAGUAGCUGGUGCUGUGUCUUAGUCAGCUGGGCAGUCAGGCCCCCGUGGUCCCUUUGUGUUGUAGGCAGUGCACUGAGGGUCGGUGAUUAGCUAGUGUGUGUCGAGCGAGUUAGGGAGUCGAGAGAGCGUAGUUAGGUGCCCGGCAGCAUGGAAGACUCCUUGGACUUCCAUCCUCCUCUGGACGGGUUCCGCUUCGUGGACGUGAUCGGCCGGGGCGGCUUCGGCCUGGUGAAGCUGGCCCGGCACCUGGCGUCGGGCAAGUACGUGGCGGUGAAGAUCCUCCUGCGAGACGGCUCUCCCAGCUGCCCGCUGUCCGCGCAGGGGGAAGCGGACAUCCUGAGGAGCCUGCGGCACAACAACAUCGUGCGGCUGCUGGAGGAGCGGCACGCGGGGAAGCACCUGUUCCUGGUCAUGGAGCUGGCGACCAAGGGCUCGCUCCAGAGCUACGUGUUUGAGCAGGGCGGCCUGGCCGAGGCCGAGGCCAGGACCCUGUUCGGCCAGGCGCUGGCUGCCGUGAGCUACUGCCAUGGCCAGCGCGUGGCGCACCGGGACCUCAAGCUGGGCAACCUGCUGCUGGACGAGCACAUGACCGUCAAGCUGGCGGACUUCGGGCUGAGCCUGCGGCUGGAGCAGGGCACGCUGGUAAGGGGCUUCUGGGGGACCCCCGAGUACUGCGCACCAGAGGUUUUCCUCGGGGAGGACUACGACGCAUUGAAGGCCGACGUGUGGAGUCUGGGGGUGGUGCUGUUUGCCAUGCUGGCGGCCGCGCUGCCCUUCCACGGCAAGGACACGGACAAGCUGCGGGACAGGGUGCUGUGUGGCUGGUAUGCGUUGCCGCGUGCUGUCAGCCCGGCCCUGCAGGAUCUGCUGUCGUGGCUGCUCACCGUCAACGCCUCGAGGAGGCCCAGUGCGGAGGACGCCAGGACCCACUGGUGGUUCAGCCCCAGCCGAGAAGCCGCUGAGGAGGACGAGGAGGACGAGGAGGACGAGGAGGACGAGGAGGGCGCGGUCACCCUGCUGCAGCCCCUGGGUGUUCCCCGGGACCCAGAGGCCAGGGAGUACCUGGAGGGCCUCGGCCUGCUUCCAGGCACAGGGACCGAGGGGUCACCAGGCCCUCGGCCCCACGGCCCCGCGUCCCUGCCCAAGUCCUCGCAGAGCGGCGAGCACCACCCCAUAGAGGACGACGGCUUGUGUGUGACAUCAGUGUCCUGUGACAGCAUGGCCGUGGACGUGUCCUCCACACAAAGUGACUCCUCCAAGGCCUCCAGCCAGCCACAGCAGCAGUGGAGCCCAGCUCCCAGCGCCGCCCCUGACUCCUCCAAAGCCUCCAGCCAGCCACAGCAGCAGUGGAGCCCUGCUCCCAGCACCACCCCCGAGCCAGCCUCCAAGGCGUCGUCCUCCAGCCCCAGUGCCAGCAGCCCUGCUCCCAGCGCAGCCCCCGACUCCUCCACGGCCUCCAGCCAGCCACAGCAGCAGUGGAGCCCAGCUCCCAGCACCGCCCCUGACUCCUCCAAAGCCUCCAGCCAGCCACAGCAGCAGUGGAGCCCAGCUCCCAGUGCCACCCCUGACUCCUCCAACGCCUCCAGCCAGCCACAGCAGCAGUGGAGCCCUGCUCCCAGCGCCGCCCCCGAGCCAGCCUCCAAGGCAUCGUCCUCCAGCCCCAGUGCCAGGAGCCCAGCUCCCAGCGCAGCCCCCGACUCCUCUGAGGUCUCCAGCCAGCCACAGCAGCAGUGGAGCCCUGCUCCCAGUGCCGCCCCCGAGCCAGCCUCCAAGGUGUCGUCCUCCAGCCCCAGUGCCGGGAGCCGUGGGGACCUCGCAGAGCCAGAAGCCACUACAGCAGCCUGUGAGCCCAAUGGGACUGGGCCCACAGCCACUGCAGCCACCACUGACACCACAGCCAGCGCCCAGGGCAAGAGGCAGGGCCGGCGCGGGGUGGGCAGGAGGAUCCUCCGCUUCCUGCUGAGGGCGUGCUGCAUCCUGCCAUCCCGAGGGAGCAGCUCUGGCAGCUGCUGCUGCAGAGUGGCCCCCAAGUAGCCUCGCUCUGCCCCCGUCACCAGGAGCAAUCCGCAGGCCCAGCUGAUGGAACGCUUUUCUUUCCUUGAGCAUUUGCAAAUGCUUCUCAUGAAUAAAAUCCACCUUUGUACAUGG